Ananas comosus (pineapple) is the source of this 1103-nucleotide messenger RNA. RefSeq lists its product as uncharacterized. The transcript has 2 exons. The record is from RefSeq and is a predicted model, not a curated record. Bases 80 to 634 code for a protein of 184 amino acids. NCBI's taxonomy places the organism in Eukaryota, Viridiplantae, Streptophyta, Magnoliopsida, Poales, Bromeliaceae.
UGAACCAAACUCGGAUCAGCGCCUUCGCGAGAGAGAGAGAGAGAGAGAGAGAGGGAGAAGGAGCUAGAGAGAGGCUCCUAUGGCCACGCCAAACCCUAACCCUAACUCGUCCUCCUUCUACUACGAGAAUCACUACGUCCUCAAGGAGGAGGAGGAGGAAGAAGAAGAAGAUGAAGAGAUGGGUCGGGGGAGGCGCGAAGCGUGGCCGCGGCGGGGCGGGGCGGUGAGGCUGGAGGGGUACGUGGAGGGAUCCGAGGGCGAGGAUGGGGGAUCGGACGGUGGUGGUGGCAGUGGUAGUGGUAUGGCGCCGAGGAGGAGCCUCACGGGCGAGGACCUGGAGGAGCUCAAGGGGUGCUUCGACCUCGGCUUCGGCUUCUCCUACGACGAGAUCCCCGAGCUCUGCGGAACCCUACCCGCCCUCGAGCUCUGCUACUCCAUGUCGCAGCGCUUCUUGGACGAUCAGCAUCAGCACCAGAAGCACCCUAAUGAGCCCGGCGAAGUCGCGGCCUCGGCGGGGUCGGUUCAUGUCCCAAAUUGGAGGAUUGCGGGUGCUGGUGAUGAUCCAGAGGAAGUGAAAGCAAGGCUGAAGUAUUGGGCUCAAGCAGUGGCAUGUACAGUUAAACUAUGCAACUGAUCGCGGUUUGAUCCUUUGGCUCAUCCAUGACAAAGAUUCAUAAGUUUUAUAGGAAUCAGAAUACUGAAGCCUCACGCGAGGAAUUGAAUCCUAUUAUGAUUUCUUCCCUGCUCGGCGGAAUUUUGAGGCCAUGCUUUCGCUCUGAGGUUCAUGUGAUAACCUAAAACCCGUUUCAUCCCAAUCCAGUGCUCAUCUAAAGAAGAGGACGGCGAAAGGGAUGAGAUGAUCUGAGGUCUGCAGUUAAUGAAGCAAUUUACUGAGUGUUCAGAUGUGUUGUAUUGGAUAAUUUUUCAGUUUGAGGACUAAGAUAAUAAGUAUGUUUUCCUUUGUCUUGUUACUAUAUGUGUGCAUGGGGUUGGGUAAAAAACCUAGGCUCUGGCUACAGAAUUUCAUUCUGCUUGUAAAGUGCUAUGUAUUUUUUAGAUGCGUAAUAAUAUAUGAAAUAUGUCUUUUCCUGUUACAUGAAAAA